AUGUUCCAGUUCGAGAGGACUAUCGUUUUGCAAACAGCUGUAACACGAGCACCGCACAAGUUGUUACUACCUCAGAGGUCAUCAACUCUGAGUUGUCCUGGUCAUCAAUUUCCCCAGGGCGCUCCUUGCAAGGGGCUGUACUUCUCAGUGCAGUGUCUGUUCGCUUCUCCGUUGAUAGUUGAAGAAGAGUUGCAUCCGGUCCCCCUCCUUCACAGAAUACAGUAG
Messenger RNA from Heterobasidion irregulare TC 32-1, 225 nucleotides. RefSeq lists its product as uncharacterized. Lineage: Eukaryota; Fungi; Basidiomycota; Agaricomycetes; Russulales; Bondarzewiaceae. The record is from RefSeq and is a predicted model, not a curated record. Bases 1 to 225 code for a protein of 74 amino acids. The transcript has 2 exons.